CCUGUGUCUUGCGCAUGCGCGACCAGGAUUGGGACGCCGUUGCCGUGGCUGCAGAGUGACGGACGGAACCCCAGGCCUUAGGGGGUCCCCCGCCCCACAGCGAGGGGUCGCGGCCCUUCAGCCCCUGGCGUCCUCAGCCAACGCUUCGCGGGAGCCCCGCAGUGAGCGCCCGGCCCGGCGCCGCCUGAGCGCGCGGCUAAUCUGGGUUUGGCCGCGGCGGUGGGCGGAAAGUUCCCGACGCUGCGGGCCCGGACGCCCCUGGGGCCGGGGCCUGUGAUGGGCGAGGGGACUCCCCGCGGCCCUGCCCCCUUCUGCUGCUGCGCCCGCUGAGCUGGCCGGGCCGGGCCGGGCCGUCCCGCCGGAGGAUGAAGAAGAUCUUCGGCUUCGGGAAGAAGAAGAAGGGUCAGUCGCCGUCUAGCCGCGCCUCGCUGCCCGGGGUCGGCUACGAGCUGCGGGAGAAGGAGCUGGGCAAGCUGCACCGAGCGGCCGCCGGCGGGGACCUGGGCAGGCUCCAGCAGCUGCUGAAGAAACACGACAUCAACCAGCUGGAUAAAGAGAACAGGACACCUUUGCAUCUUGCCUGUGCUAAUGGACAUUCAGAUAUUGUUAACUACUUAGUGGACAACAAGUGCAAACUAAAUCUGUGUGACAAUGAUAACAGAUCUCCAUUGAUGAAGGCAGUACAAUGCCAACAGGAAAAAUGUGCAACUAUGCUGCUAGAACAUGGUGCAGACCCUAACCUUGUGGAUGUUAACAGCAACACUGCCCUUCACCUGGCUGCCCAGACUGCUAAUAUAUCUCUAGUAGUACAAUUGCUUGAGUACAAUGCCCAUAUUGAUUCACAGAAUAAGGAGGGGUAUACACCGCUAACUAUUGCUAUAACUGAAAAUCACCAAGAGAUGGUAGAGUUUCUUCUUAGAAAAGGAGCUGAUGUACAUGCUAGAGACAAGUCUAAAAGAACACCCCUCAUGAUUGCUGCCUCUGGAGGAGAGCUUAGUUUAAUAAAAGUUCUCCUUCAGUACGGUGCUGACGUUUCCCAUAAAGAUAUAAAUGGAUGGACAUCUGAGGACUAUGCUCUUAUUGGUGGAUACUCUGGUCUUAGUAAACAACUUUCUGAGUAUGCCAACUGGAAUAAUGUAGAAAAACCUUCUCCAAACAAUACAAAAGGCAUGUCGGUGUUUAGCAGUCCAGACAGGGUUGGAGACGUUGGUUUUGCUUUGGGAGCACCUGCUACAGAUAAAGAAGUUAUAGAUGACCUGUCCCAAGGAGAUUCACUAAGAAGUUCUGAAAAAGAUGAAGGGGAUGACAGCUGGCUUACAUCAGAGGAGGAAGAACUAGAUUUUAACCCCAAGAAACCACAGAAGCCAAGUUUGACUCUGCUAAUGAACUCUUCCCAUCAAUUCAAGAAAAACAUAGGUGAGAAAAGUAGCAUUAUGAGAACAGAACAUAUAGCCAUUUCACAGCAAAAUAAAUCAAAUUGUGAAGCUGAAGAUGUCAUUGAAUCCCCUCCUAAGCCUUUUUCCCAAGUCAAGUCCUACCCUCGACCUCUCCAUCCCUCACCUGGCUCCUGUUCAAAACCUUCCCAGAUGACUCCUCCUCUCCUGGGGUUUAAACAGGAAGAAUCAUCAGAGGAGGAAGAUGACAUAAAGCAACCACAAAUUUCAAAUGUUAUAGAUAAAAGUUUGAUUUGUAAUGGAAACCAUGAAGCACAGAAUCCCUCAGAAGAUACUGCUGUUAGAAAAGAUACAAUGUCAGUAUUAGAAUUGGACGAGGAGGAGGAUACAGAAUCACCCUGGGAUUCAGAGUGUGCUUCUGAAAGUCCAAGAAAACUACCAGUCAACCUAUUAAUUUCAUCUGCUGUCAGAACUGACACACACAUGCAGAGUAUUUUUGAGGAACCAAAUGAAGGUUUUUGUGAAAAAACUCUUGAUUCACAGCCAAAGACCACUCAAGCAAUUUUAGAAACAAAUGACACCUCUUCUUGUCCUGCAAAGGGAAUCGAGACUGGCAAAAGGCAAAAAUCAGAUUUAAUGGAAGAACUUGGUUUAGAUGAUGCAGAUGAUAUUGAAGAUGUAUCAGACUGGGAUUCUACUAGCAUUUCACUUAAAAAUUUACCGGGUACUAAAAACCCUAAAGUUUUGACAUUUGGGAAUCCUUCAUCUUUGCUACCAGCGUUAACAGCAAAGGAUGAUGCAGCAGCCACGGCUUCUGGAGUUAUUCCUCCAAGAUUAGAAGAAAUGUCAAAAGCUCAAACUGUGACUGCACCAGAAAAUACCCAUUUAUAUUCUCUCCAAAAACAACUCCUGCCAGUAACACUGAAAAGCAAAGAUGAACUAUCCGAGCCUUCCUUUAAUAUGCCAUCACCAGAUGAAGAACGAGAAGAUGCAGGUGAAAACUGCAAGAAGCAGGAUAAACACGUAUUAGACACAACCAACUUGACAGAAAAAACAGCAUCUGAUAAUCAGACUGACAAAACAGAAAUUUCAUUUCCACGUCCAGAAAUGAAAACUGAGCCACUAAAACAAAAUGAGGACUCACAUGAUGAUAUUGUGCAAUUAAAUCCAAAACUUUGGGAAGAAAGAUAUGAGAGAAUGUGGGUUGAAAAUGAGAAAAGGGAAGUGAAAACAAAUUUUAAAAGCAUUACAGCAGAGCUGAAGCAAAUGUUUGGUGAAAUUACUGGUAAUGAAUUUCAAAAAACUAUGCUCAUGGAAGAGACAUUACAAGAUGGCUUCAGUGAAGAAUUGGAGAGCAUUCACGAAGCACCACAUAAUUUGACAAAACCCACCAGUAGAAUAGAAGGAAGAAGUGAAUUUAUGGACCUGUGCUCUGUGCCUGAACAGAAGGAAUCCAGCAAUGAAAACGUAAUUUCCUAUGCUUUAAAUUCCAGUUCUCAUGAGCAUCCCAAUCAGUAUAGUGUCAGGCUAUGUGAAAAUAACAAACCGUGUAUUGAACAUAUAUGGAAUGUAAAUGAAGAGGGUUUUACUAACAAUGCAGAAAGCAAAAAAGAAGCUGUAAACAAAGGGAGGGAAGACCAAAUAGCUGCUAUGGAAAUAGAAGAAAAUGUGAAUGGAAAUAUUUCAAAUUUAGAGAAUAGUCCUGGCUAUUCACUAAAACAUAGUUUGAAAGAAAGCAUUUUGGAGAAAAGAGCUAAUAUUCCAGAUGUUGUGAGACCUGUUUCUACAGAUGAUAAAAACACACUUCUUGCUAUAGCAAAAACCGAACGUGGAAAAGAUUCACGCUAUUUUAAUGAUAAUAUUCCCAAAGACUGCUUUGUUGGCAAUCCUAAAACUAGUAAUACUGAAAUUGAAAGUAAUUUGGGAAACUCUCGACAAUCUUAUGAUGAAACUUUGAAAAGACCGUUGGAUGAAGAACUGGAACAAGAUAUGGAAAGAUUUAAGAAUGAGGUAGGAAUGCUGCAGAUAGUAUUCCUGGCUUUGGAGAAAGAGAAAGUACAACUACAAAAAGAGGUAGAAGAGGAAAAGAGAAAGCAAAAAUGUGGGGAAAUGUUGGCAAUGGAGAAAAGAGAAGAUGCUUAUAAGUCACAUAUGCAAAUAUUGGCUGGAAAUGGUAUUAAUCAGCAAAUGAAACAGAAACUUACUAUAAAAGGGAACCAAUAUUCAACAGUAGAAAGUGGAGAAACCACAGAAGAAGAAAAACACAUGAAGAACAGUAUUUCUUCUAAGGAAAGAGCAAAGUUCAUUCAAAUACCUUUGAAGGGUAGUAAUUCUGCCUUGAAUGUGAAGGAUGUAAAGAAAAAUGAAAACAAAAAGCGGAUUUCAAAACAGAGAGGUAAUCAGCAGAUGAAUUCUACCAAUGGAAAUCAAUUCCAAGUACUGGAUGAUAGCACUUUGAGUGAAACAUCUCAGGAUGAAGAAAGACCUGGAGCCAAAACAGUAGAUGAAAGGAACAAGAUUGGCAAACAGAUGGAUGUUGCAGAUGAUUUUGAUGAAUUAACACAGUCUUCUGAUACAGCUACAGAGGACUUAGAGUUGCCUGCUUCAGCCUACAGAGAUGCUAUGUUGCUGAUAGAACAGCUUAGUAUGGAUGGCAAAGCAGAUUCUAUUAGUCUCUUGAAAAUUCAGAACUUACUUCAUGGAUAUGAACGAUUAAUAGACCGUGAAAAGGGCCGCUAUACACAGCUCUUGGGAAAAGUAAGAAAGCUGGAGAAUGAAAAGAAAGAGCUACAAACAGUAUUGGACGAGACCAGAGAAUUGAAAUCCAUGCUGGAUCACCACAAAAUGGAAUGGGAAAGCGAUGUCAGCAGUCUCAAAUUUACUUUGAAACAAGAAGAAGAAAGGAGAAUGAGUACAGAAAUGCUGUAUGAAAAAAACAGAGAACUGCUUAGAAAGAAAGAAGAUCAGUACUGUAAAGAGAUGGAGGAGAAACAACAGCUUGAGCUAACCCAAAGGAGUCUAGAAAUGGAGUUGAGAACAUUGAGAAAUCACUUGAAACAGGUUGAAGAAGAACGUAAUGAAACCCAGAGACAGCUCUCUCAAGAACAGAGUGCCAGAGCUCUACAAGAGGGUAUUUUGAACAAUCAUCUUUGGAAACAGAAAGAAAUAGAAGAAGAGACUAAAAUAACAGUAGCUAAAAGUUCAGAAGUACCUGAUAAUCAGAGAGAAAAGGAUCUGUUACACAAAAAUCAGAUACUGCAAGAUGAAAUUGCUAUACUAAGACUAGAGCUUGAUCAAAUAAGAAUUCGGCACCAGGAGGAAGAAACCAAAUAUUUAGAAGAAAAUGAGGUCUUGAAAGAAAAAAAUGAAGAUCUUAGGAAGGAGCUAAAACUCAAUGAGGAGGCUUUGACACAAACAGUUUUUCAGUACAAUGGACAGCUGAAUGUAUUAAAGACAGAAUCUGCAAUGUUAACUUCCAAAAUAGAGCAUGCAAAAGAAAAUAAAGAUAGACUGGAGACAGAGAUGGAAUCAUUCCGUUCCCGUUUGAACUCUGCUGUUCAAGAAGUUGAAUGCUGUCGGAAAUCAAAAAGUGAUGUUGAGCGAACACUACAAAGAGAGCGUGAUGAAUGGCUUCGUUUGCAAGACAAGCUCAAUCAUGACCUGUCCAAUCUGCGAGACACGAAUAAUAUCUUGUCUCAACAGCUUAGUAAAGUCGAAACUAAAGCUAACAGUCUAGAAAAUGAACUUCACCAUGUAACACACACACUUAGAGAAAAAACUUUGCUUUUAGAAAGUACUCAAAGAGAUCUAAGUCAUGCACAAUGUCAGGCAAAAGAACUUGAUCAUGCCCGACAAAUUGAGAAGGAUCAAAUGAACAAAUGUAUUGUAAAACAGGAAUCUAUGCAAGAACGAUUGGCACAGCUCCAAAGUGAAAACGUCUUACUCCGGCAGCAAUUGGAAGAUAUGCAAAACAAGGGGAUCAUCAAAGAAAAAGUUGUGAGUGAUGUCCAAGACAGAUUUAGUGAUAUAUUCAGUAAACUUAGAGCUGAUACUGAAAAGCAAGUUCAUAUGAUGGAAGAGAGAAAUAAGGAAUUAAUCACAAAAUGUAAUAAUUUAAGGGAGCAAGUCUUUAAAUACGAAACAGAGAAAGUAGAAAGAGAGGGUACAGUAAGACAACUGCAGCAAGAACUUGCUGAUGCUCUUAAAAAGCAAUCAAUGUCAGAAGCUUCACUUGAAGUUACAACACGUUAUCGCAACGACCUGGAAGACGACAAACUACAUUUGCAAAAGGAAAUAGACAAAAUUAAAACCAAGCUGCAAGAAUCAGAAGAUCAAUAUAUUCAGUCUGAACGACGUAUUCAUGAUUUGAAGAAUGCACUGGAUAGUAAAGAACGAGAAGUGAAUGCUUCUUCCCAGAAAUUGCAAGACCUUCUAAUAGCAUCAUCUGGAACAAAUAAUGCUAUAAAACAACUGGAAGAACAUAUACAAAGACUUGAAAUUGAAAAUGCCAGAUUGGAAGCUACAACCAAACAGCAAACAAGCAGAAUUGAGGUACUUCAGAAAGACCUGCAGGAUUCUGCUUCUGUUCAUAAUCGCCUUGAAGACUUGAUAACAGGCUUACAGACAGCAAAAAUCAAUUUAGAAGAACAGCUAAAUCAGCAGGUCCAAAAACAAACCAUGCUGUCAAUCACUGCAAAAGAUACACAUAAUCUGUGGGAGGAGGAGUUGAAGUCCAGAUCCAAACUUGGAGUUCGUCUAUCUCAACUGGACAGGGAAAAGGCUGAGAUGUUGGAACAAUUCGAGAGUGAAAGGAAAAAAGUGAAGAAGCUAGUAGAGUUAAAACGAUCAGUGGACGUCCGACUGGAUCAAGAAAUGAAGAGAAACAGUGAAUUGCAAAAAGAAUGUAAUGGAAUGAAGAAACUUCUAAAAACAGUUAAGAAGAAACUAAAGGAAUAUGAGAAUGGAGAGGGUGUGUCCCAGUUUAGUUUCCAGGGAGAACUGAAGAACAGAUAUUCUGAAAUGGACAAUGAAGUUAGUAGAUUAAGGACACAGACAGAUGACCUUUCCAAAAAGCUGGAUAUAGAGUCAAAAAAAAAUAUGCAGUUAGAGUCUACAAAUCGUGAUCUGCGAGAACAGUUGUCUUCUAUGAAGAUACUGCAUAAGAAUCAUGAAAAGCUGGAGAAGAGCAAAUGGCAGCUGGAAGGAGAAGUAGCUCAUCUCAAACAUCAAGUAGAGACUAAUAUGAUGGACCACAGUCAAAUAGAACAGUAUAAAAGAGAGAUUGAAGAACGAGCUAGACAAGAAAUAAGACAAAAACUAGAAGAAGUCAAUCUAUUUUUGCAGACGCAGGCAGCCUCCCAAGAGACAUUAGAACAAAUAAGAAUUACUAAUAAUGCUUCACUGAGAAACCAACUGGAGCACAGAAUUAGAGAUCUAGAAUCUGAACUGGCUAGAAUAAAAAACACACAAGAAGACAGUAUCUUUCAAAAACAGUCUACGCAGACAGAACUGGAAAGAUACAAAGAUCUUUAUUUGGAAGAAUUAAAAAUUAGAAAAUCACUAGCAAGUAAACUGGAUAGAGCUAAUGAAAAGAUAGCAGAGGCCAAUGCUAAACUCCUUCAGGAGCGCCACAGGAGCAAAUCUUUAAUUGCUAACAGCAUUGUAAAUGGAAGUCUUUCUGCAAGUCCAGUCCUGGAUACAACUCAGCUUGGCAAUCUUGGCAAUAAUUUAACACUACAUAGAAGUCUUGGUCUUGGAGGAAGUUUCAUAAACCCAACUGGAAAUGCAUUAUCUUCAAAAAACAGAGUGGAAGCUUAUCUGGCUAAGAUGCAGGCGGAACUAGAAAAAAGUAUCACUAAAGAACUUGACCAAGCCACAGCUGAACUUGAAACUGGAUCUGUAAGAGUCUCUCCUGUAGGAUCUACUGAUGGAUCUUCAAAAAAUCUAAAUGUGGAUCAGGAUCCGGUUUCCAGGGCAACACAGCAGUAUCAAGAUAUUUUAAAGAAAAAUUAUAUGAUUUGAACAAAACAUUAAAGCAAGUUUGUGGAAAUGAUUUUGUUUACAUAACAUUUUAAUGGUUUCCCAUUAAAUGGGUUCAGAUGUGAAAAAUCUUAAUUACAAUUUAUAUA
Molecule: messenger RNA, 7522 nt
Organism: Gopherus flavomarginatus (Mexican gopher tortoise)
Lineage: Eukaryota; Metazoa; Chordata; Testudines; Testudinidae
Gene: ANKRD7
Product: ankyrin repeat domain 7
Exons: 39
Coding region: 366-7415 (2349 amino acids)
Molecular function (GO): protein binding
Source: RefSeq, a predicted model, not a curated record